AUGGCCGACGUUGACGUACAAGUCCAGUACACCACCACGGAGCGCAAGACCAGGAAGGUCAAGAAGUCCUCCAAGCGCAGGGAGUCGAAAGAUGGCGAGGUUACCGUUACUGAAAUCGAACAGACCAACACUACGACCGGGAACGACGAUGGUGGCGAAUACACCAAGGCGAUGAACAAGGACUGGCACAGCGGCCACUUCUGCUGCUGGCAGUGCGAUGAGUCGCUCACCGGCCAGCGCUAUGUGCUCCGUGACGAACAUCCCUACUGCAUCAAGUGCUACGAGAGCGUCUUCGCCAACGGUUGCGAAGAGUGCAACAAGACCAUCGGUAUCGACUCUAAGGACCUGUCGUACAAGGACAAGCACUGGCACGAGGCCUGUUUCCUUUGCGCCAAGUGCCGCGUCUCCUUGGUAGACAAGCAGUUCGGCUCCAAGCUCGACAAGAUCUACUGCGGCAACUGCUAUGAUGCUCAGUUCGCCAGCCGCUGCGACGGUUGCGGCGAGGUGUUCCGUGCUGGCACCAAGAAGAUGGAGUACAAGACAAGGCAGUGGCACGAAAAGUGCUUCUGCUGCGUCGUGUGCAAGAACCCCAUCGGCACCAGGAGCUUCAUCCCUCGUGAGCAGGAGAUCUACUGCGCUGGUUGCUACGAAGACAAGUUUGCCACUCGCUGCGUUAAAUGCAACAAGAUCAUCACGCAAGGUGGCGUGACCUACAAGAACGAGCCAUGGCACCGUGAGUGCUUCACUUGCACCAACUGCAACACAUCGUUAGCUGGCCAGCGAUUCACUUCUCGUGAUGAGAAACCCUACUGCGCUGAGUGCUUCGGAGAACUCUUCGCGAAGAGGUGCACGUCUUGCACGAAGCCUAUCACAGGCAUCGGCGGCACCCGCUUCAUCUCUUUCGAGGACCGCCACUGGCAUAACGACUGCUUCAUCUGCGCCCAGUGCAAGACGUCGCUGGUCGGCAAAGGCUUCAUCACCGACGGACAAGACAUCAUCUGUCCCGAGUGCGCCAAGCAAAAGCUCAUCGACAAAACCAUACUACCGGUAAUCGCUAACGCCAGAGACUGGUGCUUCUCAAAAAAGCAGGAUACCUCCAGCGAUAUGCUUUUCGACCUCGUUGACAAAAUAAACAUACGGAAGGUCCAUGUCAACCCUUAG
Molecule: messenger RNA, 1161 nt
Organism: Arctia plantaginis
Lineage: Eukaryota; Metazoa; Arthropoda; Insecta; Lepidoptera; Erebidae
Source: the annotation of a GenBank genome assembly